Messenger RNA from Asterias rubens (European starfish), 6237 nucleotides. RefSeq lists its product as uncharacterized. Bases 1 to 6237 code for a protein of 2078 amino acids. The record is from RefSeq and is a predicted model, not a curated record. Gene Ontology annotation, molecular function: nucleic acid binding. NCBI's taxonomy places the organism in Eukaryota, Metazoa, Echinodermata, Asteroidea, Forcipulatida, Asteriidae. The transcript is spliced from 2 exons. Gene Ontology annotation, biological process: DNA integration.
AUGUCCUCCGAUUACGAAAGUAACAACGCAGAAGAGGGUGCUACAUCCAGAAAGAGAACUUUAACCGAAAAAGGUCUAUCCCUUCAAGUGGAUGCAAACCGAAGAAAGUAUAAUGCAAAGAGGUCAGAUCUCUCACGACAGAGAAGAAGAGUUCUCUACUUGAAAGGAGAGUCUGAUAGUCUGACAACAUGGAAGAGAGAAUUUGGCCAUGCCCAGGUAAUUUGGGAUGAACUGAAGGAGAUUUUUGAUAGUUUGUCUACUCUGAUGACCGAUGAUGAAGAUAUUCAUAAGUUGAGUCAGCAACACGACAAGGACCACGCAGAUUGGGAUCGUUUUGAGAGUGAUGCUCGAUCAGAGAUGGAGUAUUUGCAACAAGUGGAGCAGAUACGAAUGGAAAAUUCAUCCGUCACUUCUGGUAGUUCCAGAAAAUCCAGCAGAGCCCCACAAGGGAGUAGUGUACGAUCUCAAUCAGUGUGUAGCUCAUCCUCAUCAUUAAGAGAAGACAAGUUAAACCUCCAGAAGGAAGAGGCGUUACUCAAAGCUAAAUUGGUGUUCAUGGAGGAAGAAAGACGUCUACGACUUCAGCAAUUGGAAGAAGAAAAGAAAAGAUUGGCACAAGAAAAGGAAGCAGAAAUUGUUCAGUUCAAGCAACAAGAAAAGCUACAUCAACUCCAACUGAAGAAAGAUUUAGCUGAGAAGCAAGCACAACUUGAUGUCCUCUGGAAAGCAGAAAAUGAACACAUUGUCACUUCAGAGCAUGGGCUACAAGAUGUUCCCGUGGUAGACAAGGUGAAAGAUUUUGAGAAAUUCUUCCAGUCACAAGAUUUAGUUCCCCCUCCUUCCCCUGUCAAUGCAAGUUCGUUGGUUGAUGCAGACAUAAUGAAGGAAGUUCUGUCUAUGCCUAAGUCAAACUCGGCACCAGAGCAGAUGAUGCAAGAGAAUGAUAUUCAUCAUGAAGUAAGUGCAUCAAUCUCAUUCAAUCCAGAUGCCACAUCAUUCAGUCCUAAAGUAUCACCACUAGAGAAGUGCAUCACACAGCUAACCGAGGCCAGCAUGAUCCAAAAUGAUGUCAAUAAACGGCUGAUAAUAUCCAGUCAACUUCCAAAGAUUUCUGUCCCAGUGUUCAAUGGCGACCCCCUACAAUACCCCCUGUGGAGAAAUUCAUUUAGCGCAUUGAUAGACAACCAGCCCCUGGAUGCAACCACCAAGUUGAAUUAUCUCAACCAGUACGUGAGCGGAAAACCAAAGCUAUUGGUGGAACACUACAUGCUAAUUGGUACCGAUGAAGCCUAUGUGAAAGCUAGAGAUGUAUUGGCGGAGAGAUAUGGUAAUAGCAGCGUUGUGAGCACCGCUUUUAUCAACAAGCUUCAUCAGUGGCCCAAGAUAUCCCCCAGAGAUGCUCAAGGUUUGAGACAAUUUUCUGAUUUUCUUGGUAAAGUUGAGGCAGCUCGUCCAACAACUCCGAGUCUAGGUGUACUAGACUAUGCCUGUGAGAAUAUCCUCUUGAUAGAUAAGUUACCAUACCAUCUGGAGGGCAAGUGGCGUGAUAAGAUAGAGCGUUGGAGAGCUAACCAUAGUGAAGCAAGCUACCCACCCUUUUCUGAGUUUGAUCAGUUUCUCAGAAGAGCAGCAAACAAGGCUAACAUGCCGGAGUUUGAAGGUCUAUCCAGAGGCAGAGAGAACAGCAGACCAAGUGGUCAAUACACCAGUAGCCAUACCUCAAAGAAAGGCACGAAUGCAUCCGCUCAAGCAUUUGCUACAACAACUGUUCAUGGUGACCAGUCCAGUCUUAGUCAGCGAGACGAUGCAUGCCCCCACUGCAGUAAAAGUCAUCAUCUUGAAGACUGCAAGAGUUUCAGUAGCAAGUCUUUCUUAGACAGAAAGAAUUUCUUCUUCAGAAAGCGACUAUGCAUGGGAUGUGGAGAGAGUACCCAGCAUCAAGUAAAGGAUUGUGGCAACCGCAAAACAUGCAAGGUCUGCAAUGGUAGGCAUCUGACUAGUCUGCAUCGUGACCCGAAGAAACCAUCAACUGAUAGUCCCGAGAAGGAAGUCAUCGAAGUUCAACCACGUGAUGUAGGAACAUCAAACUGCACCAGAGUAUGUGCUCAACCCAACCAAGGAGGAGAAGGUGAUCACUGCAUGAUCAUUCCAGUUAUUGUGAGGUCAGCAGAUAAUCCACAUAAAGAGUCCAAGGUGUAUGCAGUGCUCGAUGACCAGUCAAACAGCUGUUUCAUCACCAAAGUUCUGUGUGAACAGCUCGAUCUGCAGGGACCAGAGACACAACUUCUGCUGACAACAAUGCAUGAACAAAAUGCAUGCAUAACUAGCAAUCGUAUAUUUGGUUUGGAAGUACUUGAUCUUGAAAGAGAGCAUGUGGUAAAGCUACCAGUCUGCUUCAAGCGUGACAGUGUACCAGCCAAGCAUUCCCAGAUACCCAAGACAGAAGUCAUUAAUCAGUGGAGCCAUCUUAAGCAGAUUGCAGGAAAGCUAAUGCCGUACGACUCCUCUAUAGAAAUCUCCUUGCUCAUAGGGAGCAACUGCCCGAGCGUCGUUCGUCCAAGACAAAUAGUUGCUGGAGGAGAAGAUGACCCCUACGGUCAAAGGUCAUUGCUAGGAUGGGGUGUUAUCGGCAGAGUAUGCAAGUCUUCAGUGAAGAAUCAUGAGGCUUUUUGUAAUAAGACAACGACGGCUGUGACCUACCAUCACUUUGCGUAUGGCACCAAGGUAAAAGAGAUCUUCGACUCGGAGAAAGUUCUUCGUGCCCUCGAGUCUGACUUCCAAGAGAAAAGUCCAUAUAGACAGCCAUACUCCGUCGACGACCAAUCUUUCAUGAGCAUCCUUGAGAAUGGGACAACUAGAAGACAAGAUGGCCACUAUGAGAUGCCGCUCCCAUUGAAAACAUCUAACUUAUCAAUGCCAGACAACCGAAGAUUAGCAGAGAAACGGUGGCUUCAACUCCAGGCUAGAUUUAGAAAAAACCCAAAGCUCUUCACCGACUACCAAACCUUCAUGAAAGAUGUUGUCACCGAGUGUGCAGAAAGGGUUCCAAAAGAUCGCUUGGGUGUCCAUGAUGGCAGAGUUAAUUACAUCCCUCACACUGGCGUCUAUCAUCCUAAGAAACCGGAUAAGAUCCGUGUUGUCUUUGACUGUUCAGCGAGAUUUGAAGGCGUCUCCCUCAAUGACCAUUUGCUUCAAGGACCCGACUUGAUGAACCGGCUGAUUGGCGUUCUUUGUAGAUUCCGGCAGGAAGAGGUAGCCUUUAUGGUAGAUAUAAAGAGUAUGUUCCACCAGUUCUUUGUGGAAGAGAAGUAUCGUGAUCUUCUUCGUUUCUUGUGGUGGGAAGAUGGAGAUCCAAACAAAGAAGUCAUUGAUUACAGGAUGAAAGUUCAUCUUUUUGGUGCAGGUAGUUCACCUGGAUGUGCAAACUUCGGUUUGAAGAGAGCAGCCGACGAUGGAGAAGAGAAGUUUGGACCAGAAGCUGCAAACUUUAUCCGUCGAGACUUCUAUGUGGAUGAUGGUCUCAAGUCAGUUCCAAGUGUUCUUGAGGCAGUUGCCCUCAUCAAGUCCAGCCAGGCAGUAUGUGCAAGUGCAGGUCUGAAGUUACAUCGCAUCAUGUCGAACAGAAGAGAAGUGUUGGAGUCAGUGCCAGAGGAUGAGAGAGCUAAGGGCUUGAAGGAUCUUGAUCUGAAGGUCGACCCUCUACCCAUAGAACGUGUUCUUGGUGUGACGUGGUGUGUCGAGAAUGACACCUUUGGCUUCCGUAUAGAGUUGAAAGAUCGUCCCCUCACUAGGCGUGGAAUCCUUUCUACAGUGAGCUCCAUAUAUGACCCCAAUGGCUAUGUUGCCCCAGUAACCUUGAUUGGAAAACAGAUACUUCAACAGAUGUGCAAAGACCAACUAGACUGGGAUAGCCCGCUGCCAAAUGACCUCCGCCCAGUAUGGGAGAAGUGGCGUUCGGACAUCCACCUCUUGGAAAAGCUUCAUAUCAACCGUUGCUUCAAGCCAGGAAACUUUGGUCAUGUAAAGGCCAUUGAGCUCCAUCAUUUCUCAGAUGCAAGUGAGUAUGGGUAUGGACAGUGCUCAUACUUGAGACAGGUGAACGAACAGAACCGUACGCACUUAGCCUUUGUCAUCGGUAAGGCAAGAGUUACCCCUCUGAAGCAAGUGACCAUUCCCAGGUUAGAGCUGACUGCAGCGACCAUUUCUGCCAGAAUAAGUGAGUUCCUGCGAGCUGAGCUUUCAUACCAGCACAUCAAGGAAUACUUUUGGACCGACAGCAAGAUUGUACUCGGGUAUGUAAAGAAUGAAGCAAAGAGAUUUCAUAUCUACGUCGCCAAUAGAGUUCAACAGAUAAGAGAAUCUACCAACCCAGAGUCUUGGCUGUAUGUGAAUACAGUUGACAACCCAGCAGAUGAAGCAUCUCGUGGUCUGACAGCCAAGCAACUGGUAGAGAACUGUAAGUGGUUGUCAGGUCCUGACUUCCUGUGGAAAGAUGGCCCAUUCCAGUGUGAGCAGCCGGCGGAUACUUUGAAAUUAGACAGUUCUGACCCGAAUGUAAGGAGUUUGACAGUUCUAGCAACCAAAACAGAAGACACCAAACAGUUUCCGAAAGGCUUUGAGAUUUGCCGACUAGAUCGCUUCUCCAGAUGGCACCGAGCAUGCAAGGCUAUUGCUCUAUGUCUACGUCUUAGAACCAGGUUGUACAACAGAGGAGUGAAGCUACACAAGGCUAAAAGACAACCAUUGGCCCCUAUCUCUGUCAUUGAGCUUCAGAGUGCUGAGAAGUCUAUCGUCAAAAUUGUGCAGCUAGAGCACUUUGCAGAAGAGCUGCAAGUACUGCAGAAACUUAAAGUGACAGGUGAAAUUGUUGACCGUGACGUAACGAGAGAAAGAAAUAACGACAUCAAGAAAACCAGUUCUCUCUAUCGGCUAGACCCUUAUCUCGACGAGGAAGGUGUUCUUCGUGUUGGUGGCCGCAUAGAUCGAGCAAAUAUUCCAAGAGACAUCAAGCAUCCAAUCAUUUUACCACGCAAGAGUCAUGUGACUGAGUUGCUGGCAAGACGCUAUCAUGAGAAGGUGAAUCAUAUGGGAAGAGGAAUCACCCACAAUGAGAUAAGGCAGAGUGGUUAUUGGUUGAUUGGUGGUUCAUCGGCAGUGUCCAACCUAAUAUCUAAGUGUGUCACGUGCAGGAGGUUGAGAGGUUCUCUUCAGACGCAGAAGAUGUCAGAGCUACCCGAAGAUAGGCUGAAUCCUGCUCCCCCCUUUUCCUAUUGUGCAGUUGACUACUUUGGACCUUUCUAUAUCAAGGAGAAAAGGAGUGAAGUCAAGCGAUGGGGAGUUCUCUUUACAUGUAUGGCAUCACGCAGUGUACAUCUCGAGACGGUCAACUCCUUGACAGCUAGUGCCUUCAUCAAUGCCCUAAGUAGGUUCCAGAGUCGUAGAGGCCCCAUUCGUCAACUUCGUUCAGACCAAGGUACAACGUUUGUAGGUGCUCGGAAUGAGUUGAGAGAGGCUUUGGCGAAUAUGGACCAGGACCGAGUUCAAGAGUACUUGUUGGAGAACAACUGUGAGUGGAUCCAGUUCAAGAUGAAUGUUCCUCACUCCAGUCAUAUGGGCGGUGUUUGGGAGAGACAGAUAGGUACUGUUCGUAAUGUGCUUGAAACCCUACUCACCAAAUCUGGAAGUCAGCUAGAUGAUGAAGCAUUUAGAACCUUCAUGACUGAAGUAGAGUGUAUAGUCAACUCGAGGCCCCUCACUACAGAGAGUUUGUGUUCUCCAGAUGGUCCUGAACCCCUCACACCUAACCACCUUUUGACGAUGAAGCCCAAGAUUGUUCUACCUCCGCCUGGUAAGUUCCAGCAAGAAGAUUUGUAUUCCCGCAGAUGGUGGAGACGAGUCCAGUAUCUUGCCAACGAGUUCUGGCUAAGAUGGAGAAAGGAGUUUCUACAUCACCUCCAUCACCUCCAGAAGUGGGUGCGACCUGAGAAGAAUCUGCAAGUAGGUGACGUUGUUAUCUCCAAGGAGAAGGAUGAGACUCGAAACCAGUGGCCCCUGGCUCGUGUUGAAGAGACGCUUCCAAGUAUCGAUGGACGUGUUCGGAAGGUGAAGAUCCUCAUGGCGGAUGGAGCACUUGAUAACCAGGGUAAACGUCAGCACUCUCCGUCCCUCUUGGAAAGACCAGUCCACAAGUUGGUUCUACUUCUGUCAACUAAAGACUCUGAACAUCAAGGUCAGUAA